GCUGAUAUGCACGUAAUGAAGAAAAUGAACCAGAAGGAGCUUGCUGACACACUGGAGAAAUAUUCAGAUGAUCCUGCUGUGAUUUGCCAACGUGAACUCAAAUCUAAUCUAAAGAAGAAGUUUCAAUGUGUAUUUGAGGGGAUCGCUAAACAAGGAAACCCAACACUUCUCAAUAAGAUCUACACAGAGCUCUACAUCACAGAGGGUGGAACAGGAGAGGUCAAUAAUGAACAUGAGCUGAGACAGAUUGAGACAACAACCAGGAAACAAGCAAGACCAGAGACUGCAAUCAACUGUAACGACAUCUUCAAACCCUUAACUGGAAAAAACAAACGUAUCAGAACUGUGCUGACAAAGGGAGUCGCUGGCAUUGGAAAAACAGUCUCUGUGCAGAAGUUCAUUCUGGACUGGGCUGAAGGAAAAGCAAAUCAGGAUGUCCAAUUUGUAUUUUCAUUCCCUUUUCGGGACCUGAAUUUGAUGAAAGAGGACAAAUACACUUUCAUUGAACUUCUCAAUCACUUCUCAAUGGAAACCAAACAAUCAGGAAUCUCCAUCUACUACAAGUACAAGGUUCUGUUCAUCUUUGAUGGUCUGGAUGAGUGCCGACUGCCCCUAGACUUCCAGAAGAACAAGAUCUGUUGGGACGUCACAGAGUCAACCUCUGUGGAUGUUCUGCUGACAAAUCUCAUCAAGGGAAAUCUGCUUCCCUCUGCUCUCCUCUGGAUAACUACCCGACCUGCAGCAGCCAAUAAGAUCCCUUCAGGUUGUGUUAACCAGGUGACAGAGGUACGAGGGUUCAGUGACCCACAGAAGGAGGAGUACUUCAGGAAGAGAUUCAGUGAUGAGGACCUGGCCGGCAGAAUCAUCUCACACAUAAAGACAUCAAGGAGCCUCCACAUCAUGUGCCACAUUCCAGUCUUCUGUUGGAUUUCUGCAUUAGUCCUUGAACACAUGCUGAAACAUAAGAGAGAAGAGAUGCCCAAGACUCUGACUGAGAUGUACACACACCUUGUGGUGUUUCAUACCAAACAGAAGAAUGAAAAGUAUGUUGGAAAAGAAGAGACAGGUCCACACUGGAAUAAAGAGAGCAUUCUGUCACUGGGAAAACUGGCUUUUCAACAGCUUGUGAAGGGCAAUCUGAUUUUCUAUGAAGAAGACCUGAAAGAGGCUGGCAUUGAUGUCAAUGAAGCCUCAGUGUACUCAGGAUUGUGCACACAGAUCUUUAAAGAGGAAUGUGGGCUGUCUCAGGACAAGGUGUACUGCUUUGUUCAUCUGAGCAUUCAGGAGUUUCUGGCUGCUGUAUGUGUGUUCCUCUCAUUCAUCAACAACAAUGAGAAUCUAAUGGACAAACUGCAAACAAACGACGAGCCUGAAGUUACUUUCUACAAGAGUGCUGUGGAUAAAGCCUUACAAAGUGAGACGGGAAACCUGGACCUUUUCCUCCGCUUCCUUCUGGGCCUCUCACUGGAGUCCAAUCAGAAGCACUUACGAGGUCUACUGACAAAGACAAGAAGCAGCUCACAGAGCCAUGAAGAAACAGUCAAGUACAUCAAGGAGAAGAUCAGGGAGAAUCCCUCUCCAGAGAGGAGCAUCAAUCUGUUCCACUGUCUGAAUGAACUGAAUGACCAUUCUCUAGUGGAGGAGAUCCAAAGCUUCCUGAACUCAGGAAGUCUCUCAGAAGAAGAACUGUCACCUGCACAGUGGUCAGCUCUGGUCUUUGUGUUGCUGACUUCAGAAAAGGAGCUGGAUGUGUUUGACCUGAAGAAAUUCUCCAGAUCAGAGGAAGGUCUUCUGAGGAUGCUGCCAGUGGUCAAAGCCUCCAGAGCUGCUCUGCUGUCAGGCUGUGGAGUCACAGAGAAAGGCUGUGCUUCUCUGGUCUCAGCUCUGAAGUCAAACCCCUCACACCUGAGAGAGCUGGAUCUGAGUAACAAUAACCUGAAGGAUUCAGGAGUGAAGCUGCUCUCUGCUGUACUGGGGAAUCCCCAUUGUAAACUGGAGACUCUGAGGCUGUCAGGCUGUGGAGUCACAGAGGAAGGCUGUGCUUCUCUGGUCUCAGCUCUGAGGUCAAACCCCUCACACCUGAGAGAGCUGGACCUGAGUAACAAUCACCCAGGAGACUCAGGAGUCAGACUGCUCUCUGCUGGACUGGAGGAUCCACACUGCAGACUGGAGAAACUCAAGAUGUCAGGCUGUGGAGUCACAGAGGAAGGCUGUGCUUCUCUGGUCUCAGCUCUGAAGUCAAACCCCUCACACCUGAGAGAGCUGGAUCUGAGUAACAAUAACCUGAAAGAUUCAGGAGUGAAGCUGCUCUCUGCUGGACUGGGGAAUCCCCACUGUAAACUGGAGACUCUGAGACUGUCACACUGUCUAGUCACAGAGGAAGGCUGUGCUUCUCUGGUCUCAGCUCUGAGGUCAAACCCCUCACACCUGAGAGAGCUGGAUCUGACUAACAAUGACCUGAAGGAUUCAGGAGUGAAGCUGCUCUCUGUUGGACUGGGGAAUCCCCACUGUAAACUGGAGACUCUGAGGCUGUCAGGCUGUCUAGUCACAGAGGAAGGCUGUGCUUCUCUGGUCUCAGCUCUGAGGUCAAACCCCUCACACCUGAGAGAGCUGGACCUGAGCUACAAUCACCCAGGAGACUCAGGAGUCAGACUGCUCUCUGCUGGACUGGAGGAUCCACACUGCAGACUGGAGAAACUCAAUGUGGAACAUGGUGGAGAGAACACAAUGAAACCUGGGCUUAGAAAAUAUGUCUGUGAUCUCACACUGGACCCAAACACAGUAGACAGAAUCCUCUCUCUGUCUGAGGAGAACAGAAAGGUGACAUGUAGGUCAGAGAAGCAUCCGUAUCCUGAUCACCCAGAGAGAUUUGAGCACUGUGGAGAGGUGCUGUGUAGAGAGAGUCUGACUGGGCGCUGUUACUGGGAGGUAGAGUGGAGUGGGAGAGGGGCUGAUAUAGGAGUGGCAUAUAAAGGAAUCAGCAGGAGAGGAAGGGUUGAUGACUGUUGUUUUGGAUUCAAUGACAAGUCCUGGAGUCUGAUAUGCUCUGACAACAGUAACACUGCCUGUCACAAUAAUACUCUCACUACCAUAGACGUCCCCUCCUCCAGCCCCCACAGAGUAGGAGUGUAUCUGGACUGGCCAGCCGGCAAUCUGUCCUUCUUCAGAGUCUCCUCUGACACACUGACCCACCUGAUCACAUUCACCUCCACAUUCACUGAGCCCCUCUAUCCAGGGUUUUGGGUUCAUGUUGACUCCUCAGUGUCCCUGAAAUAA
This is a messenger RNA of Salvelinus fontinalis (brook trout), 3276 nucleotides long. Its product is annotated as NACHT, LRR and PYD domains-containing protein 3-like. The record is from RefSeq and is a predicted model, not a curated record. NCBI's taxonomy places the organism in Eukaryota, Metazoa, Chordata, Actinopteri, Salmoniformes, Salmonidae. Bases 7 to 3276 code for a protein of 1089 amino acids. Gene Ontology annotation, molecular function: protein binding. The transcript is spliced from 9 exons.